GUCAACAAUUCCCUCUACGGCCGGUGCAGCGCCUGUCUUUGGUGGCAUUCAGAAGGGGAAAGUCUCCCUGAUGGUAGUAUCAAAAUCCUAUAUAGUGGCUGGCAUAUGCAAGUGAAAUAAAGACCGGUAACUCUGAUUAGAUCUGCCUGUCUGUGCGCUGCUCGCGAUGGAUCACACUCUCCACGAUGGUUCGAACCAUCUACAUCCCAUACACCACUACCAUCAUCAAGCGCGGACGGACAGAAUGAGCCCGCUUUCUUUCAAUGAAGCCACCAGCACGGCGGUCGAAGCGACUGAAUUAAGACACCAACAGCCACACAGCUAUGUUGGCAGUGAUGAGGAAUCCCAGCCACCCCCUCGGUACACGCGGGAGAAUGACCCAUUGCAUCUGUCGUCCAAAUUGAAGUCACCCGAGGAGAUCAACCAGAUCCAGGCCAACACUUCUCGAAAGCGAAGCAGUAUCACGCGGUCCAUCAUCAAGGAUAACCAGACUGGCUGCUCGAAGAGACUGCAAGGGUUCUACCAUGAGCAGAAUGAGAACAUCCACCGCAUGCUGAAACCUGUGGAAGAGCACGUCCGCGCAGCUAAGGAACUUAACGAUAACAACCAGCUGAAGUACAGGAUCGCAGUAUAUGGCAGCUUCGCCGCCAAUGUGAUCCUGGCCAUUCUACAGAUCUACGGUGCCAUCUCCUCUGGAUCUCUCUCCCUGUUCACUACCAUGGCAGACGCCAUCUUUGACCCCAUGUCCAACCUGACCCUCCUCCUGUGCAAUAAGGCCGUCAACCGCGUCGACCCCCGCAAGUUCCCCGCGGGGAAGGCCCGAAUCGAAACAGCCGGCAACAUCUGCUUCUGUUUCCUCAUGACCUCCGUCUCGUUCAUCCUCAUCGCCUUCUCAGCCAGAGAGCUAGUCGACGGCAGUGACUCCGAGACCAACAAGUUCCACGUCCCCUCGAUCGUAGCCGUGGUCAUCGCCUUCUGCACCAAAUUAGCUCUCUUCAUCUACUGCUUCGCUAUGAGGAACCAGGUCUCGCAGAUCCGCAUCCUCUGGGAGGACCACCGCAAUGACCUCCUCAUCAAUGGAUUCGGUAUCCUAACUUCCGUCGGCGGCAGUAAGCUCCGCUGGUGGAUCGAUCCCAUGGGCGCCAUUAUCCUGUCUGUUCUUAUAAGUUGUCUGUGGCUUUAUACGGCCUACAACGAAUUCCACCUGCUUAUUGGCGUCACGGCAGAUAUCAAGAUGCAACAACUCAUUACGUACAUUUCAAUGACCCAUUCCCCAUUCAUAACAGCCAUUGACACAGUCCGCGCCUACACCUCCGGUCCCCGUCUCGUAGUCGAGGUCGACAUCGUCAUGGACCGCAACGACUCCCUGCAGGCCACCCACGACGUUGCCGAGGAGCUGCAGAUGAAACUUGAGUCCCUGCCGGAUGUGGAACGGGCCUACGUGCAUGUUGAUUAUGAGACGACGCAUAAGCCGGAGCAUUUUCUGAAGAAGGAGUUGUGAUUUCCCCUUCUUCCCAUUGUUUGGUUGUAGUUUUCAGGGAAUCAAUUUCCUGCUGAUGUUAUACAUGGGCGGCUGUGGUAAGGUAUGGCUCGAUUGCUUAAAAUCAGAAUGUCUUUGGUUUACUUGAUAUUGCUGCGUUGAGGAUAGGAAGUAGAGGAGGAUGAAGUAGAAUGAAUGGACUAUCGUAAAUAGAUAUUCUUGCAAUUGAAUGAUACGAAACUAC
Molecule: messenger RNA, 1724 nt
Organism: Monascus purpureus
Lineage: Eukaryota; Fungi; Ascomycota; Eurotiomycetes; Eurotiales; Aspergillaceae
Source: the annotation of a GenBank genome assembly